AAAUUGGGCCUUAGAAAAAGGGGGGCCUUGUGCAAUGACCCAAGCUGCCCAAUGCUUGGGCCGACCCUGAGCUCGUCAUAAAAAUAAGAACAUUGCUAUAAGGCACAUAUAAUGUCUAACACCACGAUAAAAUAUUUCUUUAUAAUCGGUCAACAAUUUUCUAUAAUAUUUAUGAAAAUAAAAUAAAUAGGAUCCACUAUUAAGUUGUAGCAAUAGCGAGAGUAUUAAAUACCAUAGGUGCUUUUUAGCAUAGUAGGGACGAAAAUAACAUUUCCAUAUGUAAUUUUAUAUAUAAAAGGAGUAUUGACUUGUAUUGAUCACCACAUUACCUACCUUCUUACAUAACUCAUUACAUGCUUAAGUUGAGUUUAACCUAAAUCUUUUCACAAACUUUUUAUCUAUUUCUUCACUCAAUUCAUGGAAUCAAACGACAAAAAAUAUAUAGAAGAGCUUCCUCAUGAAAUCUUCUUCAACAUACUAUCAAGAUUACCCUUACAAUCUCUUAUGCAAUGUAAGUUAGUCUCUAAACAUUACUACACUUCAAUAAAACAUCCUUUAGCAAUUUCAAUGCAUCUUUCUCAACCCAAAAAUAAUCACCUCUUAUGCUUUUGUGACUAUCCCAAAUCACUUGAUGUCGUUUACUUAAACCCUAGCCAUGAAAACGACAAUAAUAUGUUAUUGACUAUUACUAGUAAGCCCAUACUUCCAUUUGAGUCCACUCAUUUUGAUUUUGAUGUUGUGGGUUCAUGUAAUGGACUUGUUUGUUUAUACAACCGUUUAAAUAACAAUAAUCCACUUUUCAUAUACAACCCUUUUACCAAAGAAUAUAGAGAAUUGCCCCAUUUGGUAUAUCUUCCAAAUUUGGUUGUUUUAAGGGUAGUUUUGGGAUUUGGAUUUCAUCCAAGGACUAAGACUUAUAAGGCUAUUGAAAUAGUGUAUUAUAUGGAGGGAAACAACUUAUAUUUGGGAACUAUUAAAGAGACUAAAGUUUAUGUUUUUAAUUUGGGUGAGGAUUGUCAAUGGAGAUGUAUUGAUCAAAAGCCUCAUAAGAUUAUUACUUGUCCAUCUUCUGAUGUUUUAGUCAAUGGAAAUCUUCAUUGGCUAACAAUGAGGUAUCAAACACAUCUAGUUGACAUUGUAUCUUUUGACUUGGAUAAAGAGGAAUUUCAUGUCAUACCACAACCUGUCGAUUUCGGUUUGAACAAGUCUCUCACCCAUCUUGUGACGUUGAAUGAUCGCCUUUCGGCUGUUGUUUCGUCUAAGUUUGGGGAACAUGAGAUUUGGGUUUUGAAGGAUUAUAAUAAGAAGGAAUCUUGGAGUAAAGAAAUUGUCAUUCCUGAUUAUGUUCCAAUGGGAUUCAGAAUGGAUAGUGCUCCUCCAACAAGAAUUAGGUUCAAUGGGAGUAGGAACAAAGCUUUUCGAGUUUUGUGUAAUUUACAAGGUGGUGAGGAAAUUUUGUUUUCGUAUAGAGAUCGAUGUUUGGUAUCAUACAAUCCCAAUCAUCAAGAGUUCAAGGAUUUUAGGACUGAAGGACUUCCUAUUGAGUUUGAGAUAAUUGUUCAUACAGGUAGUCUCAUACCUGUUGAUGCAGCUUUUGCCAAUAAUUCAGCAACACCAUCAUCAACUCUCAAUGUAUGAAUAAAUUAUAAUUCGAACUUAUUAUGUAAUGUCUUUGUUUGACUAAGCUUCUACUACUGUAAGCUCUCUCUAUAAGAGUGUUCGGAUAAAAAAUAAAAAAAGUUCUUUUCGUUGUUCGGUUGGAGUCUCUAUUUGGUGUUAUUUUAGUUUAGACAUACAAGCUUAGAUGGUGUUAAAGUCUAUGUCAUCUCAACACUAUGAUACAUUAAUCUGUGAUUAGUAAAAUCUAAUUCAGACCUCAUACAAAUCUAAUUUAACAUAUUGAAGUAAGUGAUUGUCAAGUGAUUUCUCUUACAUACAAUUUGAUAGUACUAUAUAUAUAUGUAUAUAUUCCUUUUAAAAGAGCUUUAUCUUACAGAUUCAGAUGAUGACUAGCUUCUUUUUCUUCUCUAUUUUCCUCCCCAAGCUAAUCAACAACAACUGCAUUUUGUUCCUGAAAAAACAAAUAAAAACAUGUUUUUGCUAACAGUAUUUCGCCCAAUCGAAUUCACUUUCCUCUUACAUGUCAUGGCAGCACGAGUGAAUCUUAAAGCACAACACCGAAAUGUGCUCAAAAUUCGAUUAACCAUUCAUCAACCGCGCACCUGUUAUUGCCCAUGAGAAAAGAAGCAGCUAACUGGUUACCUUCCUUUGUGAUUUGGACACCAAAUCGAUGAGAUUAUGGUAUGUCCAUGUCUUUUCUUCUCUAAAUUCGGGUUCAAGAGAAGCGUAGACAGUUUCACAGCUUUUAAGAAAAUGCCCUUUUCCAAAUGCAGUAAGAAC
This is a messenger RNA of Cannabis sativa, 2400 nucleotides long. RefSeq names its product F-box protein At3g07870-like. Lineage: Eukaryota; Viridiplantae; Streptophyta; Magnoliopsida; Rosales; Cannabaceae. Gene Ontology annotation, molecular function: protein binding. The record is from RefSeq and is a predicted model, not a curated record. The coding region runs from base 418 to 1638 and encodes 406 amino acids. The transcript has a single exon.